UAACCCUCGAAUAUUCUGUUCUUUACAGUUAUAUCUCCCUUCCGAUCUGCCCCCCUUCCCUUCUCCUCCUCUCACUUUUCCCCUUCAAACAUUUUCUUGCAUUUUCUAGCGUUUUCCUUCUCUUUCCCAUUAUCACAUUUCUGACCGUAUAGCCCCAACAUUUAGUCGUAAUUAUUAUAGGAUGAAGUUUGGGAAGAGCCUGAGUAAUCAAAUUGAAGAAACUUUGCCGGAAUGGCGAGACAAGUUUUUGUCGUACAAGGAGUUGAAGAAGAAAUUGAAGUCUAUUGAGCCUAAGACUAGCGGCAUCGGAGAGCGGUCGAGCAAGCGCCCGAGAGUGGAGGCUUCCGGCGAUGCGGUCGACGCCGGAGAUAAGGAUAAUAUGUCUAGGGAGGAGAUAGAUUUCAUUUUGCUGUUGGAAGAUGAGCUCGAGAAAUUUAAUACCUUCUUCGUUGAAAAGGAGGAAGAGUAUAUCAUCAGAUUAAAGGAGCUGCAAGACAUGGUGGCAAAAGCUAAGCCUCACAGUGAUGAGAUUCUCAAGAUACGCAAGGAGAUUGUGGACUUCCAUGGGGAGAUGGUUUUGUUGGAAAAUUACAGUGCUCUUAACUAUACUGGACUUGUGAAGAUACUCAAAAAGUAUGACAAGCGAACUGGCGCUCUCAUUCGCUUGCCCUUUAUUCAAAAGGUCCUGCAACAGCCUUUCUUCACCACUGACUUGCUCUACAAGCUUGUGAAGGAGUGCGAGACAAUGCUCGAUGGUCUCUUCCCAACAAUUGGACAGCCACCCUCCGCUGAGGCAACUACCUCCGACUCAGCCACAGCCACAGCUGCUGCAGACGAUGAAGGGUGCUGUCCUACAACUUCUGCCACCGCAAAGGAUGAAGAAUCCCUUAGAUUUCCCAAGGAACUGGCAGAGAUCGAGUACAUGGAGAGCUUAUACAUGAAGAGUACUGUAUCUGCUUUGAAAGUGUUGAAGGAAAUUAGGAGUGGAAGCUCAACAGUGAGCGUUUUCUCGUUGCCACCUCUGCAAGUUGGUGGGUUGGAGGAGGUUGCAUGGAAAGCUGUCCCUGUUCUGGAACAAGCAGCUAAGUAGAAAGUAUUUAAACUUUUCAUGAAGAGAAAGAAAGUAAAGAAUUAGGACAAGUAUAUAUAUAUGUCCUUUUGUAUUUCAUUAUUAUAUAUAUUAAAAAUCUUACUAUAUGCAGUAUGCACUUGCUUGUGCAUUCCUUAGAUAUACUAACACAUAUGGAAAACGCAAAACUUUAGAUGGAGUGAAUCAGUAGAAUCAUAACUUUUGUAUAAUAUAAUAUCUGCUACAAUAGAAUUAAUACUAUUUUAUUUUAUUGUAUUUGUGA
Messenger RNA from Humulus lupulus (European hop), 1352 nucleotides. RefSeq names its product SPX domain-containing protein 2-like. Lineage: Eukaryota; Viridiplantae; Streptophyta; Magnoliopsida; Rosales; Cannabaceae. The coding region runs from base 182 to 1090 and encodes 302 amino acids. Gene Ontology annotation, biological process: cellular response to phosphate starvation. The record is from RefSeq and is a predicted model, not a curated record. The transcript is spliced from 3 exons.